This is a messenger RNA of Didymodactylos carnosus, 4422 nucleotides long. Lineage: Eukaryota; Metazoa; Rotifera; Eurotatoria; Philodinida; Philodinidae. The record is from the annotation of a GenBank genome assembly.
AUGAUACCAACCUCUUCAAACAGUUCUAAUUUGGGCUUGAAUUCGAUUGUUUCAACUCUUGUUAACGGUUCAUCCAAUCGUCCAUCACCUCAAGCCGCUGCUGCUAUAGUUUCUAGUCUACAAAACUCUCCUUCACCUGUCCAUCUUCUUCCGAACAUAACCGCAUAUCAGCCAGGGAAUCAGCCAUCUUCGAUAUCAUCACGCCUGAAAGUGGAGGAUGCACUCAAUUACCUGGACAAGGUGAAAAACCAAUUUUCACUGCAGCCACAAGUCUAUAAUCAAUUUUUGGAUAUUAUGAAAGAGUUUAAAUCACAAUCAAUCGAUACGCAAGAAGUUAUCAAUCGAGUGUCAAGACUGUUUCAUGGUCAUCCAGAUUUGAUUGUUGGUUUUAAUACAUUUCUUCCUCCAGGUUAUAAAAUUGAAGUAUCUGACGAUCAUCCAUCAUUUAUUCAAGUUACACAUCCGUCGUCGCGUACAGAAUCAAUAACAAUCGGUGGUAAUGGUACAACAACUACAAACUAUAGCCUUUGUAUAACAACACCAAAUUCUGCUACACCCACAUAUCAUUCAAAUAUAAUGAAUACAAUUAAUCUAUCAUCGAGAAUAAUAACAUCACCAUUGAGACAAACAGCAAAUCUUUUGCUUCAACAAGAUGAAGAUGAGACAACAGUGUCAUCAUUUGAUCCUCUGUCAACUACAAAUUCAUUUGCUGCACUUGGCCAAGUGACAUUACGACCACCAACACCUUGUGCCGUUGUACCAUCAAUUGGUAGCAGUAGUACCUCACAAGCUGUCAAUGCUCUAAUUUCCGCCGCUACAUCAUCACCUACGUUAAAUAUCACCAAAGGAAAAGAAAAAUCCCAACAACUGCCAUCUCAGCAAACGAAUACACCAACAUCGGCAACAAGUACAACGCCCAUUCCUACAAGUACAUCAAAUUCAAAUUCUGGACAACCUGUCGAAUUCAAUCAUGCAAUCAACUACGUUAAUAAAAUCAAAAAUCGUUUUCAUCAACAACCCGAUAUAUAUAAACACUUUUUAGAAAUACUUCAUACUUAUCAGAAACAACAGAAAGAUGCUAAAGAAUAUGGGGGUGGCAACGCACUUGGCGCAUUAAUGUAUUCGUCCCAUGGCGGUAGUCCAUCAAGCGGUCAAACGCCACUACUAUCUGAAACAGAAGUUUACGCUAAAGUAGCUCAGCUGUUUACAAAUCAUGAAGAUUUAUUAGUAGAAUUUAGUCAGUUUUUGCCGGAUGCUACACAACAACCAAUGGAGCGUACAAAUUCAAUAUCUGAUAUCUUAUCAUCCUCAGGUGCGACGCCUCCAGCAUUUAUUUCAACACCAGUUUCUACUAUACCAAAAAUAAUCACAAAUAAUCCAGUUUCAUCUGCCUCAAUUUUGUCAACAACAACAACAACAAGUACAAUCAGUUCAUCGUUUUUGACCACAGCACCAAAUAUUACCUCGACAACGGCACCAUCAACAAGUUGUCUGCUGACUCCGUUAACUUCACUUGCUAUUUUAUCGUCGGCUCCAUCAUUCAGUCUUGCUUCUUCGUUAUCAACAUCUACCGUCAUACCACCAAUAGUUUCAUCAUUAACACAAGCCGAAACAAUUGCUCGACCUAAAACACCAACAACGACGAUCGCUAAUACUAGUUCUGCAUCAACUAUAGUCGCAAGUACUAAACGGGCGAGUACAACCAGCCAACGUCAAACACCAACAAAUACGAGCACAAACAAGUCUACACCAAGUAGUAAACGUCCAGCAUCAUCUAAACCACUAGCCACUGUCAAAAAGAAACGUUUAUCAUUAACAAAUAUCGGAAACGGUGUUAAUAUUGGUGUUUCUGGUAGUAAUACGGUUGAUUCAACUGGACAAGUGAAAAAAAUGCCAACGAUUGAUGAAGUAGCCUUCUUUGAUAAAGUACAAAAAACAUUGCGUAGCCCACUUGUAUUUGAUAAUUUUCUUCGUUGUAUAUUAUUAUUUACAAAACGAAUAAUUACAAAAGUCGAAUUAGUUGAAUUAAUUCAAUCAUAUUUAGGUCAUUUCCCAGAAUUAUUACGAACGUUUCAAGAGUUAAUCAAUAUAAGAGAACCAGGUGAAGUGAUUAUACCAAAGAGUAUUUCUGAUCCAAAUGAUGGUUUAAUUGAUAUUGAUUACUCAUCAUGUACACAACAAGGCACCAGUUAUCGUGCUGUACCAAAAUCAUAUAGUCCGCCACAGUGUAGUGGACGAACACCAUUGUGUCGAGAGGUGUUGAAUGAUACAUGUGUUCUAUUUCCUACGUUUACUGAUGAAUCGUCCUCCGUUGCUGCAAAAAAAACUGUAUUCGAAGAACACAUGUACAAAAUAGAAGAUGAAAGAUUUGAACUUGAUAUUGUUAUGGAAGUGAAUUUAAGUACUAUAAGAGCAUUAGAAAGCGUUCAGAUGCAUAUGAAUACAAUGACACAAGAUCAGCUGAAUACAUUUCAAUUAGGUGAAGAACUAGGCGGUCAAUCGGCUUUUACACAACGACAAGCCAUACAACGAAUUUAUGGUGAACGUGCAAAUGAAAUCAUUGAUGGUUUAAAACGAAAUCCACGAGUAGCUGUACCCAUUGUACUUAGACGACUGAAAUCGAAAGAUGAAGAAUGGCGUGAAGCAAAAAAGAAUUUUGAACGAUUUUGGAAAGAACAAUCGGAAAAAUUCUAUUUGAAAUCACUUGAUCAUAUGGGUAUUAAUUGUAAAAAUAAUGAUGCAAGAAUAAUUCGAAAUCGCCAUCUAUUAAAUGAGAUAGAAAAUGUUAGAACAGACCGCGAACAACAAUUCAAUUCAAAUAUAACCCAACCACAUUUAAGUUUCCGUCACGAAGACUUAUCGAUAUUAGAUGAUGCUGCAUCAUUAAUUGUAUUUCUCGUUAAAAGGCAAGUGGGCUUUGGAAAAGAAGAUAAACAAAAAAUCAAAGAAAUUAUGUAUCAAUUUCUCCCCGAUUUUUUAUUCUCACCACGUGGCGAUUUAUCGGAUGAUGAAGAAGACGAUGAAGAUGAAGAACCAGAAAAUAACAACAACAAUAAUAGAAAAGACAAGAAAUCUCGUCCAAUGCGUCAUCAUACAGAUGCAAAUCGUCGACGAAAUACUGAAUCUGUUUCAAAACCAAAAGCAAUACCACAACAGACAGCGGAUGAUAUGUAUCGUUUAUUUUUGGUAAAUGAUAAUUGGUAUUAUUUUUUUCGUUUACAUCAAUUAUUAUGUGAACGUUUACUGAAAAUUUAUCAACAAUCAUUACGUUUAAUUGAACAAGAAUCAAAAGAGUUGAAAGAUAAUAGUAACAAUAGAAAUAGAACAUCAACAGCCACACUACUGAGACUUUCAAAUAAACCCAGCGUACCCGUUGAAGAAUUCUACAUCACUUUUUUGGAUAUGGUUCGUAAUUUAUUAGAUGGUAACAUGGACGGUUCUUCGUACGAAGAUUCACUACGUGACAUGUUUGGUAUUCAUGCUUAUAUAGCAUUCACAAUGGAUAAAAUCAUACAUAACUGUGUUAGACAGUUACAUUCAAUCGUUCAAGAUGAAGCGUCAGUUAGCAUUAUGGACCUAUAUUUGAGAAAUAUUCAACUAGGUGUGAAUAUUGGGCUUGUUGAUCAUUUGUUUUCAACAUCACAACAAAAUUCAGAGUUGAGUUAUCAAAAAGAAAUUGAACCGUUCACUGACAACAACCGAUUUUUCAGAAUAUGUUCAUAUAAAAAUGACCGACGUGUAACAACAACACUGAUUGUGAUCGAUUCAUCCGACGAUGAGGAAGAUGAAAAAACAUUUGAAAAUUGGUCGCGUUACAUUGACAAUUAUCUACAGACUAAUAAUAACACGGACGAAAAUUUGAAUGAACGAAUACGAAUACGAUUAAGAAAGAAAUCGAGAUUUUUACUCAGAAAUCUUCGAAAAUCAUCAUCUCGAUCGGAUUCAGUUGUAACGAAGCAAGAGAAUGAAGAGCAACCACAAACAAACAUUACUCCUACGACGACUGAACAACACAACAAUGAUUACUGUAUAGUAGAACGAAAAAAUUUAAAACGUACACCUUAUCAUAAAGCUGGAUUUACUUACUACAAACGAGGAGCAUUACGAGCAGCAAAACAGUGCCACAAACGUGUUUCGGUAGCGCAUUACGAACGAUUUUCUAAAUUUUAUAAAAAAUGGGUAAUGCAAAAUAUUCCUGAUAAUAAUGAUGACGAUGCAGACGACGAGGUAGAUGAUAACACCGGUGGUGAUUUGUGCUUGGAAACGUAUCAUCGUCCUGAUGCUGGAUGGGCCGAUGAACAAGUGCAUCUCAUUUCAUCCAUAACAGGUGAAGAUAACUUUGAUGUAAAUAGACCUCCCUAUCGGCCUUAUCGACGUUAUAUGCUUGCCGGAAAUCAAAACUUACAGUCAUUUCCUUCUUAA